UACUCCAGUACACAAGCAUCUGAAAAUUAAGAAGCAAGCAACUAGAUCAUAUCUAUGGCUAGAGAUCCUUCCUUAUCAAGUCAAGUACCACAAAUUGCUGAGCCUGAAAUUGUUCGCCGGACAGCAAAUUUCCAGCCAAGCAUUUGGGGAGAUCAGUUCAUCAACUAUGAUUCUCAAGACAUUAAGACUGAGGCCCUUUGGCAACAACAGGUUGAGGAACUGAAAGUAGUCGUGAAGAGGGAAGUAUUUACAAAUGAAGGUGAUUUUUUCUAUCGACUCAAGUUGAUCGAUGCAAUGCAACGACUUGGCGUGGCAUACCAUUUUGAACAAGAAAUAGAGGAUGCACUGCAACACAUCCAUGCUACAUAUCAUGAUCAGGAUCACUAUGAUGAUAAGGGCGAUCUUUACACUGUUGCGCUGUGUUUUCGGUUGCUAAGGCAACAUGGAUAUGAUAUCUCAUCAAAUAUAUUCAACAAGUUCAGAGAUGCAAAUGGUAGCUUCAAAGAAGGCUUAGUUGUUGAUGGGUCUGCUAUGCUGAGUCUCUACGAAGCUGCACAUCUUAGGAUUCAUGGAGAAGAUACACUAGAAGAGGCUCUUGUUUUCACCACUACUCACCUCCAGUCCGCAAAAUCCAAUGCAUGCUAUCAAGUACAAAUGACUGAACAAAUAACUCAAGCCUUGGAGAGACCUCUGCGAAAAAGUCUAGAGAGGAUAUGUGCCAAGCGUCACAUGUCAAUUUACCAACAUGAAGAUGAAGCCUCACUCAUCCAACGCAAUGAAGCUUUAUUGAAACUCGCAAAGUUGGAUUUCAAUCUCGUUCAGUUUUUACACAAAAAGGAGUUAUGUGAGAUUGCUAGGUGGUGGAAAGAACUUGACUUUGAAAGGAAAUUGCCUUUUGCAAGAGACAGGAAGGUGGAGUUGUUCUUUUGGAUAGUGGGAGUAUAUUUUGAACCCCAGUACUCUAUGGGCAGAAUCAUUAUGACAAAAGUGGCUAUCCUCCUAACUGUGUUGGAUGAUAUCUAUGAUGCAUAUGGUACAUUUGAAGAACUCGUGAUCUUCACUGAAGCAAUUGACAGGUGGGAUGUCAAAUGCAUAGAUGGACUGCCGGACUAUUUGAAAAUAUUCUAUCAUGAACUUUUGAAUCUUUUCAAUGAAAUUGACAAAUUGAUGUCAAAGGAAGGAAGAUCAUACCGAGUUUCCUACGCUAUACAAGCUAUGAAAGAUCAAGCCCGAUCGUAUUUCAAUGAGGCCCAAUGGUUGCACGAAGGACGCACUCCGAGCAUGGAGGAGUAUAUGAGUGUUGCUACUGUUUCAAUUAGUUACACUUUUCUAACAACCAUUUCAUUACUUGGCAUGGGAGAUAUUGUAACGAAGGACGCAUUUGAGUGGUUGUUGAAUGACCCAAAAAUUGUUAGAGCUUCCAAUGUCAUUUUUAGGCUUAUGGAUGACAUUGUUUCCACCAAGUUUGAAAAAGAGAGAGGACAUGCACCAUCUAGCAUUGAUUGCUAUAUGAAGCAAUAUGGUGUUUCAGAGCAAGAGACGAUUGAUGUUUUCAACAAAAAAAUUGUGGAAUCAUGGAAGGAUAUAAACGAGGAGUUCCUCAAACCAACCACUGUGCCAAUGCAGGUUCUUAUGCGAGUUCUUAAUUUAACAAGAGUAGCAGAUCUUCUUUACAAGGGAGAAGAUGGAUUCACACGGGUUGGGAAGAUGACCAAAGAUAGUGUUGCUGCAGUUAUUAUCGAUUCAGUGCCACUGUGAUCGAGUUGGUUUCAAAGUUAGUUGGUCUCCAUAUAUAUACGUAAAUAAGUGGGAGAUUGCUGUUUACUCUUUCCAUGAUCAAUAAGAUGUAACUCCAGUAACUAAAUUAGGUCAAACCACUUUCCGUGCAUGUUGAAAGGGUUGUUGGGGCCGCCAGUUUGUUUGUAAUAGUAUUGUUUGUCAAGUUUGUUUGGAGUAGUGUGUAUUGUUUCUCAGUGUUUGUUUGGGAUAGUGUCUAUUGUUUCUCAAGUUUUUUGAAAUGUGGUGUAUUGUUUCUCAAUGUUUGUUUGGAAUAGUGUGUACUCAAGUUUAUCUUUAUAACAUAACAUAAUAUUAUUUAUAUAC
This is a messenger RNA of Rosa rugosa (rugosa rose), 2103 nucleotides long. Its product is annotated as (-)-alpha-pinene synthase-like. The transcript is spliced from 7 exons. Lineage: Eukaryota; Viridiplantae; Streptophyta; Magnoliopsida; Rosales; Rosaceae. The record is from RefSeq and is a predicted model, not a curated record. Bases 55 to 1758 code for a protein of 567 amino acids. Gene Ontology annotation, molecular function: magnesium ion binding; terpene synthase activity. Gene Ontology annotation, biological process: diterpenoid biosynthetic process.